AUGUCGUCUAUCGCAUCGCAGCUGAAGGCCAUCAAGUCGGCGCUCGGCGCCGCGCCGGAGCCGGCCCGGCGGCCCGUCACCCGGCCGUCUGUGCUCUUCGACGCAAAGGAGGCCGCCGACAUCGACCUCCGUGCCAUCCUGCCCAUCGCCCUCUCUGGGUUGGAGCACCUUACCAGCAUAGACGAGAGGUUUGCAAGAUACAGCAACACUCUGUUCAGGGAGACUAGCCUUGAGGUGAACCGCGAACAGCUGACUCCCAAGGAGAACGACAAACUCAACAAGUCCAUCUCCACCUACCUUCGCCUUCUAGCUGGCUAUUUGCAUCUUCCCUCUGCCCUCAAGACCCUCGAAUACCUUAUCCGCCGAUACCUGGUGCAUGUAUACAAUUCGGAUGAGUUGCUGCUGAGCGCACUGCCAUACCAUGAUACACAUGCGUUUGUCCGGAUCGUGCAGUUGGUCAACGUAGGGAAUAGUAAGUGGACAUUUCUUGGUGGCGUCAAGUCCUCAGGUGCGCCACCACCCAGGAGUGUUCUAGUGCAGCAGUGCAUCCGUGAUAAGGCUGUGCUGGAGACCAUCUGCAGCUAUGUUACACCAACAAAGGAAUUCAGUCACUCAAGGACGGUUGUCUGCUUUUGCACUGCUGUGAUUGUUGAGUGCUUGGGUGCUGUCCCUAAGCUUGACACAGAUGUAGUGCAGAGGGUGUUGGGAUUUGUGUUUGACUCUCUUAAUCCUGCAGUGACGCGAGACCAGGAAUACAAGGCUGGCGCUCUUAUGAUUGUUGGAGUACUUGGAACCCGGGCGACUCUAGCGCCUAAACUUGUCCAAAAUUUGAUUUUCUUUGUAGCAAGGACUGCGCAACAUGAUGCAUCUGAGUCAGUUGACUUGCCAUGGCUUCGUGUCUCGGUGAUGGCUCUUAUAAGUCUUGUUCAGUCCCAAUCUGUCCAUGAUUUCCCUAAGAAGCCAUUGAUGAUUUUGAAAGACAUCAGGGAUUUUUCUGGUAUACUUUCUGUAUUAUCCAGUGAAUACAACAUCGAGAGAUUCAUUAGGCUUUAUGUUGAAUCAUUAAUUGACUACAGUAUUUCCGAUGGUUCCUGCCACAUGCACCUGAUUGAAACUAUUGAGACUCUGCCGGUGAAGAAUUUCAUUGAAAGUAUUGUGUGCAAGGUUCUUAGAAACUGUAUCAAGGUAUCUCAGGCCACAGGAAACCCAGAUAUCAAUCACACAGAAUUAUGGGCUAAGAAAAAUUUUAGCGCACUUGAAAGAAAAUAUCCCCUGGAGCUACGUGAUGCUAUUCGUAAAUUUCUUGAGAACUCUGAAAUUAAUUCAUCGGGAGGGGAUUCUAUUUCUGAGGUUUUCGGCAUAGUGUUUGAUGAAAGCAAGAACUUGCCAACUGAAAUAUCCGACUCGAACAUUUGGUUCAGUCUGGAUCAUCCAAAGGCUGCGGUUCGUCAAUCUGCUCUCUCAAAAGUUGCUACAUCUGGCAUCUUCAAUAACAGUACUCUAAAUCCACAGAAGUUUAUCAAUAUGCAAGAUGCUAUAUUAUGCAGUCUGUGUGACGAUGAUCUAAGUGUUGUCCAAGCUGCUUUAUCCAUAGAAGGACUAGCUGUUGUUGCCAAUCCUGAUAGCCUGUUAAAAGCAUAUGAUGGCGUGCUCACCAAAUGCAUCAAAAUCAUUAACAAAGGUGGUUCAAAAGCAUCAAAAGCUUCUGAUGUUGCUGUUUCUUGCUUGGAAAAGCUGGUAACGGAAUACCAAUCGCAUCAUAUGGAACAUGCCAAGGAUAUAGCUACAUUAGUGUUUCGUCUCCUUAUUGUUCACCCAAAGACCCUUAGGGUGAACUUAAAGGCCUUGGAGCUAGCUAAGAAAAUACAAUGGGAGUUCUACACAAGUAGUUCUCUUGUAUAUGAUGGGGUCAAUUUUGAUAAAAUGAAGAACAUGAGUGCAGACUCCAUUGCUUCUAUUAACAUGAAGAACAUCAAAGCUUUUGCUGAGACUUUCCUAGCUGACCCAAAUAAGCAUGUGGAGUGGUUGGCUAACUCUGGAAGUGGAAGUAGAUUUUCUAAAACUUUGUUUCUACUCAUAGUAUUGCAAUCACUUGUUUCCACAGAAGUUUUGGACGAGCAGGUGAAUCUUUGUCAUGCUUGUUUGCCAGUCCUGAAGGAUGAAUGGCAUAACAUACAGCCCGAAGAUAGUGGUGUUGGCGAUGAGAUCAGCAUUGACAACCUUGAGAUGUGCAGUUUAGAAUUGGUGAAGCAUUUUUUCAACAGAGACACAGAGGCAUUGAAUGUUAGAAUCCUUGUCUGUAUAUUUUGGGGUAUCCUAAAGGUGCAGUCCUCCUGUUUUAAGCAGAAUCCCGUGGUUGGCGGUGGUGAAAACACAAUGCUGGAUGAUUUGUUUCUCUUCUUCCUUGUAUCACCUGCCAAAAAUAUCUUCCAGAAGCACCUACAGUAUCUUGUUAAUUGCAUUGGAGCACCUUUUCAAUUUAUUUCGAAGUACUUUCUGGAUGAAGAUUUAUCAGAAAGAGUUCAAGCGGAGAGUCUUCUUGUGCUUGCAUCUAUUUGUUCCAAGUGCGCUUCCUCUGAAAGUAAUAGCUUGGAUGAAAGCAUCUGUAUGCAGCUUCUACUAGGCUUUCCUUCCAUUAUUCCCCCACUCGCUCAUGAUAACAAGGAUAUAAGGUCAUCUGCGAUUAAGUGUAUUGAGGGGUUAUCUUUGGUGUGGCAGCGCUUGAGCACUUCAGUACCAAGAAAUGGAAACAACAUCAAAUUACCUCAAUACUUGUCAUCACCAACUUUUGGUAGUUUCCUUGACUUGUUGGUUAACCAAAAGACCAUGAUCUCCUCGGACGCAAAAUUUCUUCCUGCAUAUAUUUCAUCUAUGCUGAGCCCAUGUAAUGAUAUGCUGGUUCCCGAGAAUCUCCAUGAAAGAUUCGACCAGCAUACAAAGGAUACUAUUCUUACUUUCAUCUUGCGCUCUGCUUUGAAGCUCCCUCCUUAUGGAAAGUUUAUGGUUCUGUCAGUCCUGAAAGGAGUAGGAAGCAUCUUAUUUCAUGCAGAAGAUGUGAAGUCUCUGUUCUUUGAUCUUCUGGACCGUCGUGAUCAGUAUCAGCAUCGACAUAAUUGCAGUCAGAUCCUAUCCACCCAUGAAAUGCAUACCUUAUGCUUGCUUUUGGAGGUUUUGAUCUCAACGCCAGAUCAUGCAAAUAUUGGUUUUAACAUGUUCAAACCUCUGAUGAAAGCUUUAAAGGUUGAUGCUCCGUCUCCAGGUGAUCCUGUUGUUGUGAUGCCAUGUCUUACUGUCCUGCAGAAUCUUCAACCAGGGUUCUUUGAUAAUUUAAAGACCGAUACUAAGGAAAAAGUUGUUGGACGCCUUAUUUCCUUGGUUCGAACUGAGAGUUUCAAAGUUCGAAAUGCCGCACGGGAUGCUUUACUGCGUAUUAAUGUUCAUUCUUCCACUUUGGUCAAGUUUAUUGAAUUAAUUUUAGCACUUGAUGGCGCAAGAAGACAUUCAAAAAAGAUAAAGAGAAAUGAAGAUCGGAAUCUUGACGUGUUUUGCAGUUUUGAGGAGAUAUUUGGAGAAAACUCUGUAGCUUCUAUUCUUGUUUCUCUUCUAGAUAUCUUGUUUCUUAAGAAAGAUGUGAAGCAAAGGUCGUGUUUAUUGCAACCUCUUUUCCAGAUUCUAUCGAAGCUCCUUUCUGAUCAAUGGGUCUCAGUAAUUGUUAGUCAGUAUAACAACCAACAAGAUACCUCAUCUGAAAUCCCUGAUUUAUCCAGUUUUGUAAAAGAAGUUCAACACUUGACACUGCUGGCCCUCAAAGAUAUUACAGAUACACUACAAUCGGGUCACCAUGAUGCAAUGUUCAGCAGCUCCAAUGUAGGUCUUCUUAUUGAUUGUGUACGGUCCAUCAGCGAUGUAGGAACUCGGAAUCAUGGCUUUUCCUUGAUAGCUUCUUUGGGAAAGGCUUGCCCACAACUGGUGUCAGAAAAUAUUGUUGAUUUGUUUGUCGCUAUUGGGGAUGCUAUUAAACAGGAUGACAGCCACUCACAACGUGUUUUGGAGGAUUUAUUAUCUGUCUUAGUCCCAUGUUGGUUGUCAAGGACCACAAGUAUAGAAAAGCUUCUUCAGAUAUUCAUUAAAGCUUUAGCAGAUGUGCCUGAACAUAGGCGAUUGACGCUCAUGGUUUACCUCUUAAGGACCUUGGGGAAGGAAAAUAGUUUGAGUACUGUGAUCAUGCAUCUAUUACACUCGUUGGUUGAGCGGAUUUCGCACUCUUUUUCUGAACAUCAUGGGAGCGAUUAUAGAUUGGCUAUGUCACAGGAGUGGGAGUAUGGAUUGGCAGUAAAUGUGACUGACCAAUUUUCCUAUAAAUUAUGGUUUCCUUGUUUGAGUAAGCUACUAAAAGACAUCAGGGUCCAUGAGAAGCAAGAUCUACAUCUUAUGCUACAUUUGGCAAUGAGGCUUAUUCUAUUUAAGUUACAAGAUACAGAAUUGAUUUUUGAACUUGAAUCUGAGGAAGCUGCUAAUUUUAUCCAGGGUUCUCUUGGGGCACUUAUGGAGGAAGUUGUCUUGUGUGGUGUGUAUGCCAGAGAUAAAACAAGAGAUGUUUCUAGUGACAUUACUAAAGAAGUCAGAGAUUUUGCAAAUACAAUACUCAAAACUAUUACAGGAUGGAUGAAUGCUUCAACAUAUUUGACAGGAAUUACUCGGCUGUUGGAUCAUUCAGAUAGUCAUGUGAAAAGAAAGACACUUGGGAUGUUGUCUGAAACGGCCAGAGGAAACAGUUUGGUCCAGAAAAAUCAAAGGAAAGCACGAAAACUGAAACAUAUAUCUGGUACUACUGCUAUCAAAGUAGACAAGAGCUCUGGUCCUUAUUUCAGCAAAUUGUGCUUAAAGAUUCUGGAGUUGAUUGACAGAGAUGGUGAUUCGGACACUAAAGUGAAAAUUGCUGCUAUUUCUUCGCUUGAAACACUAGCAAAAGAAUAUCCCUCUGAUAAUCCUGUUUAUAGCAACUGCCUUGCAACAAUCAUUGAUCAAAUUGGCUCUGAUGAGGCAGCUGUGUCUUCUGCUUUAAUUCAUACUGUGGGCUCUCUGAUAAAUGUGAUUGGAUCAAAAGCAUUACCACAACUCCCAUUAAUCAUGAAAAAUAUAAUGCUAAUAUCACAUCAAAUUUCAUGUUGCCCUAGUGGAAAUUAUGCUCAUGGUUCCACUAGAACUGCCGCUGAACUUUCUAACCAAGACAUAGCUGUGCUGCUGUCAGCACUGACAACAAUUGAGGUGAUUGUGGAAAAGCUGGGUGAAUUUGUUAAUCCAUAUCUGAAGGAAAUACUUGAUCUGGUAGUACUGCAUCCUGAAUGUAGCACUCAAAUGCAUCCCAAAUUAGAUGCAAAAGCAGCACGUGUUCGAGAGUUACUGACUGUAGAAGUUCCAGUCCGGCUUAUCCUCUCACCUUUACUUAAUCUGUACUCCCUUGCUGCAAAUUGUGGAGAUGCAAGUCUUUCGUUGGCAUUCAAUAUGCUUGCUAGUCUAGUUGGUACAAUGGACCGGCUGGCUGUAGGAACUUACCAUUCGAAAAUAUAUGAACAUUGUUUAGCAGCUCUUGAUCUCCGUCGCGAACACCCUGACUCUUUGAAGAAUAUAAAUAUGGUGGAGCAAAGUAUUAUUCAUGCCAUAAUCUCUCUCACCAUGAAGCUUACAGAGGGCACUUUUAGGCCACUUUUUCUUCGCACUUUGGAAUGGGCUGAGUCUGAAGUUGACGAGUCCUCAUCAAAGAAAAGUUUGGACCGUGCAAUUGUUUUCUACAAAUUGGUUAACAAACUUGCUGAAAAACACAGGUCCCUGUUCACACCUUACUUCAAGUAUCUACUUGAGGGAUCUAUACAGUAUCUCUCUGAAGAUGAUGCUUUGGCUGGUUCAAAGCAAAAGAAGAAGAAGAAGAAGACCAAACUUGAAGAUGUUCAAGUUGAACAGAAAGAUAAAUUGUUGGGGUUAAAACUGUGGAAUUUAAGAGCUCUAGUUUUGAAAUCCUUACACAAAUGUUUCCUCUAUGAUAAUGACCAGAAGAUCCUUGAUUCCUCUAAUUUCCAGGUUCUUUUGAAACCUAUUGUCUCCCAGUUUGUUGUGGAACCACCAGAAUCUAUUGAAUCAAUUCUUGAUGCUCCAUCAAUUGAAGAAGUAGAUGAAACUAUAAUUUUGUGCUUGGGCCAAAUGGCAGUCACUGCACGGUCAGAUGUUCUUUGGAAGCCUCUUAACCAUGAGGUGCUGAUGCAGACUAGGAGUGAUAAAGUUCGCCCCAAAAUGCUGGGCCUGAAGGUUAUCAGGUACAUGGUCCAACAUCUGAAGGAGGAGUACGUCGUUCUCGUACCAGAGACCAUCCCGUUCCUGGGUGAAUUGCUCGAGGAUGUGGAGCUUCCUGUCAAGACACUGUCGCAGGAGAUCUUGAAAGAGAUGGAAACCCUCAGCGGCGAAAGCCUCCGGCAGUACCUCAGCAACCAAACUUCCCUACCAGUUCGUUGCCGGCCGGACCAGGCGUCGGCGUUGCUCCGGCUGAAGAGUUCCUUCUCCACCGACGGCUGGGGUCCCUUUGAUAGGGAGGACGUGUGCACCGCCCUUGCAUCGUGGCAGGCGGGCACGGACUGCUGUGGCUGGGAGGGUAUUCACUGCGGCCAUCAUGCCGACGGCCGCGUGACCACCCUCGACCUGGGUCAUUGCGGGUUAGAGAGUGGCACCCUGCACCCCGCACUUUUCGAUCUAACCUCCCUCAGGCAUCUGGACCUUUCCUGGAACAGCUUCAACGGCUCACAACUCCGUGCCGAUGGGUUUGAACGACUCACUGAGCUUGUUCAUCUCAACCUCUCUUCAUGUGGAUUUGAUGGCCAAAUACCACAUGCAAUAGGACAGCUCACCAAGUUGGUAACCCUAGACCUCUCUACUGAAAUGUAUCUUUUUGAAGAAUAUGAUGAUGUUUUGUCCCUUGCUUCCUGGUCACGUGAGUGGGAGCUGGUAGAGCCAAACAUCUCAUCAUUCGUUGCUAAUCUUAGUCAUCUCAAAGAGCUUUACCUAGGCGGAGUCGAUUUGUCCGACAAUGGAGCAAGCUGGUGUAGUGCCUUUUCUAAUUCCACCAUCUCUCAACUCCAGGUUCUUAGCUUACCAUCUACCGGCCUCAAAAGUCCCAUCUGUGAAUCAGUGUCCACUAUAACAUCACUCACUGAGGUCAACCUACAGUAUAACGAGUUAUACGGCCGAAUUCCGGAGUCCUUUGCUGAUUUACAUUCGCUUAGUGUUCUUAGACUUACCUAUAACUUUCUUGAUGGAUGGCUCCCCUCAAGGAUCUUCCAAAACAAAAACUUAACAGCUAUUGAUGUCAGGUAUAAUUUCAAGUUAUCCGGGUCAUUGCCAAAUUUCUCAUCAGACAGUAUUAUCGUGGAUCUGCUUGUCACUGGAACUAACUUCUCUGGUCCUGUUCCGAGUUCCAUAAGCAAUCUCAGAUCCUUGAACAACUUGGGUAUUGCAUCAACUUAUUUUUCCCAGGAGCUUCCAUCGUCAAUCGGUGAGCUAAGAUCAUUAAGCUCGUUACAGGUAUCUGGGACUGGUAUGGUAGGGGCAAUACCAUCUUGGAUUGCAAACUUAACUUCUUUAAUAGAGCUCCAAUUCUCGGACUGCAGCUUAUCUGGAGAAGUACCUUCUUCCAUAGGUAAUCUCAAGAACCUAUAUAGUUUAAAAUUAUACAAUUCCAAUUUUUCUGGCACACUACCUCCACAAAUGUUUAACCUAACUCAGCUGGAACUCCUGUAUCUUGAUUCAAACAACUUCCAUGGUAUAGUGGAACUCAGCUCAUUCUUGAAAAUACCCCAACUGUUUGGUUUGAGCCUGUCAAACAACAAAUUUACUGUAGUAGUAGACGACGAUGGCAAUUCUUCAGUCACCAAUCGAUUGCAUGCUUUGCGCCUAGCAGCAUGUAACAUAUCCAAGCUCCCUAGUGUCUUGAGGCAUUUGCAUUCUGUUCAAUAUCUUGAUCUUUCAAACAAUCAAAUCCAUGGCACAAUACCUCACUGGGCAUGGGAAACUUGGAAAAGCUUGGUAGUUCUGAACUUAUCGCACAACAAAUUCAACAGCAUAGGAUAUGACUCUAUUAAUCCAAUUGAUAUAGACGUUAUUGUCCUUAGUUUUAACCUAUUCCAAGGGCCCAUACCUAUACCAGGACCCUCUACUGAGGUGCUUGAUUGCUCGAACAACAAGUUCUCAUCCAUCCCACUUAAUUUCGGAUCUCACUUUGUAUCUUUCAACUAUUUUAAUGCCUAUGCAAACAACCUCUCUGGAAAUAUCCCACCAUCGAUAUGUGGAGGUGGAACAUGGACUAUGGACCUUAUUGAUCUCUCCUACAACAAUCUUAGUGGUUCCAUUCCAUCAUGUUUAAUGGAGGGUACUAGUGUGACUUUAUUAAAGCUGAAAAGAAAUCGCUUACAAGGAGAAUUACCAAAUAAUAUGAAUCAAGAUUGUUCAUUUGAGGCAUUAGAUCUUAGUUACAAUCAGAUCAAAGGAAAAUUACCAAGAUCCCUAGUUUCUUGCAGAGGCUUGGAGGUCUUUGACAUUGGGAAUAAUCAUAUCAAUGAUAUCUUUCCAUGUUGGCUGAGUGUGCUUCCUGAACUUCAAGUGCUUGUUUUGAAGGCCAACAAGUUUGCAGGGGAGGUGGGGCCUUAUACUGCAGGAGAAAAGAACAAUUAUGAGUGGUUUAUGACCAUGAAAUUCAUGGUAAGCAUAUCUGUCAAUGAGAGUCUGGAUAAUCAUGUGAGUCAACUUGGGCAAACAUAUCAGUUUACCGAUGCAAUCACAUACAAAGGGAAUGAAGAAGUCACAAUUUCCAAAACUUUGAGCACCCUUGUACACAUUGAUGUUUCGGAUAACUUGUUCCAUGGUGCAAUCUCAAAGUCAAUUGGUGAUCUUGGUCUACUAAAUGGUGUAAACAUGUCACACAAUGCCUUCACUGGCCCAAUCCCACCUCAGUUUGGUGCUCUGAAUCAACUCGAGUCAUUGGAUCUCUCUUCAAAUAAUCUGUCGGGGGAGAUUCCACAGGGAUUAGCAUCACUGAACUUCCUCUCAAUGUUGAACCUGUCCUACAACGAGCUGGUGGGGAGAAUACCAGAUUCACCUCAUUUCUUGACAUUUACCAACCUCUCGUUCCUGGGCAACAUUGGCCUGUGUGGGUUUCAGGUGUCCAGAGCAUGCAACAACACAACACCAUAUGUGGAGCCACAUCAUUCAGAGACGAAAUCAGUCGACCUUGUGUUGUUCCUUUUUACCGGACUGGGAUUUGGCGUCGGAUUCGCAAUUGCAGUUGUCCUGACUUGUGGAAUCCAUGUUAGGAGGAGAUCCCAGAACCACAUAUUUCUGUGCUGCAAGAAAGUUCUCUUCUUCAUGUAG
Messenger RNA from Miscanthus lutarioriparius, 9411 nucleotides. The record is from the annotation of a GenBank genome assembly. NCBI's taxonomy places the organism in Eukaryota, Viridiplantae, Streptophyta, Magnoliopsida, Poales, Poaceae.